Molecule: messenger RNA, 1302 nt
Organism: Copidosoma floridanum
Lineage: Eukaryota; Metazoa; Arthropoda; Insecta; Hymenoptera; Encyrtidae
Gene: TTLL1B
Product: Tubulin tyrosine ligase-like 1B
Biological process (GO): microtubule cytoskeleton organization; protein polyglutamylation
Cellular component (GO): ciliary basal body
Molecular function (GO): tubulin-glutamic acid ligase activity; tubulin binding; ATP binding
Source: RefSeq, a predicted model, not a curated record
AUGGCAACCUCAGACGGCAAAAAAAUCAACGUCAACAUUUCGUCAAACAUGUACGGCAGAUUAAUACCCACUACCGGCCCAGACAAAAUGAAGUUAACCUUUUGCACCGACAUGGACAAAUCGGUGAUCGUCCACAACUUCGAGAAACGAGGCUGGUCGCAAGUUGGGCCCGACGACGACUGGAACGUUUACUGGGCCUUGACUCAGUCCUGCAGGAACAUUUUUAGCGUUGAAACCGGCUACCGAAUGUCGGACCAUCAGGCAAUCAAUCAUUUCCCAAAUCACUACGAGCUGACGCGAAAAGACCUGCUCGUGAAGAACAUCAAGAGAUACCGCAAGGACUUGGAGCGCGAGGGCAACCCGCUGGCCGAGAGAUGCGACGGGCCCGGGAAAUACCUCCAUCUCGACUUCAUUCCGAUAACCUUCGUUUUGCCGGCCGAUUACAACAUGUUCGUCGAGGAGUACCGCAAAGCUCCGCAGAGCACGUGGAUCAUGAAGCCAUGCGGGAAAUCCCAGGGGGCCGGGAUAUUCCUGAUCAACAGGCUGAGCAAGCUCAAGAAGUGGUCCAGGGAGGCGAGGAAUCCGUUCAAUCCGAACCUCGGCAAAGAAAGUUACGUCAUAUCUAGGUACAUCGAUAAUCCGCUUCUGAUCGGAGGAAAAAAAUUCGACCUUCGGCUUUACGUGCUGAUAACGUCGUUUCGCCCUUUGAAAGCGUACCUGUUCAAACAGGGCUUCUGUCGCUUUUGUACAGUCAAGUACGACACCAGUAUCCAAGAGCUGGACAACAUGUACGUUCAUCUGACAAAUGUGUCGGUGCAAAAGCACGGAGACGAGUACAAUAGCUUGCACGGCGGCAAGCUGAGUGUGCAAAAUCUUCGCCUGUACCUGGAGAGCACGAGGGGCAAAGUCGUGACCGAAAAACUCUUCUCCAACAUUUCCUGGUGCAUCGUCCACUCGCUGAAAGCCGUGACGCCUGUGAUGGCCAACGACCGUCACUGCUUCGAGUGCUAUGGCUACGACAUCAUCAUCGAUAACAAACUCAAGCCCUGGCUUAUCGAGGUGAACGCGUCACCGUCGCUCUCGUCGACUACGGUCAACGAUCGGAUCCUCAAGUACAAACUCAUCGACAACAUCAUUUCGCUCGUCUUGCCUCCCGAGGGGGGUCCCGACGUCAGGUGGAACAAGUGUCCAUCGCAAGAGGCAAUGGGCCACUUUGAGUUGCUCAUAGAUGAAGAAUUGGCUGCGCAGGACGAGAGGGACAAUCCUGGAAAGUACAAAAGUUAUUAUCAUAAAUGGAAAUAA